UUCGAAGAUACAGUUUCAUUCGUGGGGAAUUUCUUGUGGGGAUUUGCUCAUUUCGCGAUGUGGCGCGCAAGUGUAGUCCGUCGAACGUCGGCGCUGGUGCUGCAUCCGCCGCGCGCGCUCAGCAUGUCGACCAAGGCUCCUCGCAUUCUCUGCACGGACCCCAUCCAUCCUUCCGGGGUCGACUUCCUUCGCAACCGCGGCUACGUCGUCGACACAACGUCGCUGUCGCCGGCGGAGCUGGUGGAUGCCAUCCCCGCGUACGACGGCCUCAUCGUGCGUUCUGGCACUCAAGUGAACCGAGAAGUACUGGACGCUGCCGAGAAACUCCGCGUCAUCGGACGCGCCGGCACGGGUGUCGACAACAUCGACGUGGUGGCGGCGACGAAGAAGGGCAUCCUCGUCAUGAACACCCCGUUCGGCAACAACGUGUCGGCGGCCGAGUUCACGAUGGGUCUGCUCACGUCGUUCAACCAUUCUGUCAUCUCGGGGGUGCACGGGAAGACUGUGGGCAUCGUCGGACUGGGUCGUGUGGGGUCGGAAGUGUCGAAGCGGUGCCAGGCGUUCGGCAUGAACGUGCUGGGGUACGACCCGCUCGUGUCGGAUGCAGCUGCCAAGGCAUGCGACAUCGAACCUGUGACGUUGGAGGACUUGUGUGCCCGCAGCGACUUCAUCACACUACACUGCCCGUUCACGCCCACGACCAAGCACUUGCUCAACGCGGACCGCCUCCAGCGCUGCAAGGACGGCGUGCACAUCGUCAACACGUCGCGCCACCAGCUCAUGGACAAGGAUGCUUUGCUUGAAGCGUUGGAAUCUGGCAAGGUGAGCGGCGUCGCUUUGGACAUGAAACCGUCGUCGCAUCCUCUGUACGCGCACGCCAAGGUCUCUACGACGCCGCACAUCGGCGCCAACACGACAGAGGCCCAGGAGCGCAUCUCGACCAAGCUCGCGAGCCAGCUGCACCAUGCUUUAACAAGGUCCAAGUUCGACAACGUCCUCAACGCGCCGAAUCUGGACCUGCUCAGCCAGUCGGCGCGGCCGCCCUACUAUGUGCUCGCGGAGAAGCUGGGCAGUCUGCACGCGCAGCUUCUGGGUCCGCAGCAGAGAAUCGUCAAGAUCACUAUCGUAGCCCAGGGCAAGGACGACAAGCGCCAGCUGCUGCAGGCCGCGUGUCGUGGUCUGUUGCGGCACUUGGUCGAGUCGGAAGUAAUCUGCGACGACGUUGUAUCGGUCCUCCACGCCCGCGGCAUCAACCUCGUCGAGCACACCCAGGAGGAUGUAGACUCGUCUAGCAGCUACUCGAACCUAGUGCAAGUGACGUGCCAUCUGGACGACGGCACUUCCCGGGCACUCACGGGCACCGUGUUGAUGAAAUCCCAGCUUCGACUGGUGCAGUAUGAUGCGCUCCGAUUGGACGCGCUGCUCAGCGGAUGCAUGGUGUUCUUCAGCAACGACGACCGCCCGGGGGUGCUCGCGGCUGUGACGCAGGUCCUGGCCUCGCAUGCGAUAAACAUCGGCGCCUUCGGGCUCGGCCGCACUAAGGACAAGGAUGCGCUGGGGGUGCUCAAUCUGGACGACGUGCCUUCGGAACCAGCAUUGGCGGCGCUGGCCAAUGUCUCCGAGCUGUCCAAUGUCCGCCUUGUGAACUUGCUCGAUAUGCCGCUCGAACCCCGGUCCUCGUCCUCCCAUUCAAAAGUCGACUCGAACCAGCCGAAAACCAAGCCCCGAUCGGUCAACUUUGGCUCGGGGCCGUGCAAGAAACACCCAGAUUACGCCCUGCAUAAACUGCCAAGCCGCGCUCUGGGCCGCAGCCAUCGGUCCGCGCUGGGCAAGUCCAUCUUGCUGGAAGCCAUCGAGAAAACCAAGCAAUUGCUGGCGCUGCCGCCGGGGUACGUGUGCGGCAUCGUGCCGGCGUCCGACACGGGCGCGUUCGAGAUGGCCAUGUGGAACUUAUUGGGGCCGAAACCCGUCGAUGUGGUGCACUGGGACGCGUUCGGCAAGGGCUGGUUGCAUGACGCCACGUCACAGCUCAACCUGGCCGACGUCCGCGACAUCUCGGCGCCGUACGGAUACCUCCCCGCUCUGUCACAGGUGAACAAGGACCACGACGUGUGCUUUACUUGGAACGGCACCACCAGCGGCGUGCGCGUGCCGAACGCCGACUGGAUCGCAGACGACCGCACCGGACUGGUCCUGAAUGACGCCACGUCAGCCGCGUUCGCCAUGGACAUGCCGUGGGACAAGAUCGACGUGUGCACGUUUAGCUGGCAAAAGGUGCUGGGCGGCGAGGGCGGGCACGGCAUGCUCAUUCUGUCGCCCCGAGCGCUGGACCGGCUCGCGACGUUUCACCCGGAGAACCGCCCCAUGCCCAAGAUCUUCCGCCUCAAGGACAAGCACAAUGAAAUCAUGAUGGACAUCUUCCAAGGCAGCACGAUCAACACCCCGUCCAUGCUGUGCGUCGAAGACUACGUGAACGCCCUCGACUGGGCGGCGGCGCAAGGCGGCGUUCCUGGCCUCGUCCGGAAAUCGGCGGCCAAUUUCAAAGUGCUGGACGAGUUCGUGGCGAAAAAUAACCACUGGGUCGAGUUUCUAGCCAACGACCCGACCACGAGAUCCACCACGUCCGUGUGCUUGGUGCUCAAAGACACGACCAAGAACCAGCUGAAACGCAUGACGCAACUUCUGGAGCAACAUGAUGUGGCCGUGGACAUUGGCAGCUACAAGGACGCGCCGGCGGGACUGCGCAUCUGGUGCGGCGCCACGGUCGAAACGGCCGACUUGGACGCGCUCGUGCCGUGGCUUGAAUGGGCCCACGCCCAAGUGCACGCCGAGUAACUAGUACUAACUAUUAAUAGUACACACAUCGUUUGGCUGGA
This is a messenger RNA of Aphanomyces astaci, 2876 nucleotides long. Its product is annotated as phosphoserine aminotransferase. The record is from RefSeq and is a predicted model, not a curated record. Lineage: Eukaryota; Oomycota; Saprolegniomycetes; Saprolegniales; Verrucalvaceae. The coding region runs from base 58 to 2835 and encodes 925 amino acids. Gene Ontology annotation, biological process: L-serine biosynthetic process. The transcript is spliced from 2 exons. Gene Ontology annotation, molecular function: O-phospho-L-serine:2-oxoglutarate transaminase activity; oxidoreductase activity, acting on the CH-OH group of donors, NAD or NADP as acceptor; NAD binding.